CCGGCGGCGGUCACACUGAUUUUCAUUCGUCGUGACGAGUACCGUACCUCGGAAUCGAAAAGAAAAAAACAUAAGCAGACAGGCGAAGCAGAGCAUACCGUUUAAUAAUGAAUGCAUAAGAACGUUCGACUUCGACGCGCGCCGAACCAGUCUGCGUAUGAAUCGUGCGUGCGUUUGCCGUUGCCUUUGCCCAAGUGGAGGAUAUUUUUUUGAGGUUUGCGAGCGUUAAAUGCGUUGUCCCUCUUCUGUACCGAAUCGUUAAAAGUGCGUGGAAAAGUGUACGAAACGUACGAAACGAAACCAAUACACGGAAAGUGGGACAACGGUCUGUGUCUGUGUCCGUUUCUGUUGUGUGUGUGUUGUGUUUGUGUGUACUGUGGCGCUGCGAAAGUGUGCGUGCCAGUGCUUCGAUUCGAAAAAUGUGUUUUAUUCCCCGACCAACGCUACAGAACGCCUAAAGACACAGCAGUCAAAGUGCAGUUGCAGUCGCAACCAAACCAGAGAAAUUAGAAAUAUGAGCUCGAAUCGCGAAUUGUGCACGCAAACCAAAGGCAGGCGCUCUUCUACUCCAUCUUCUUUUGUCUGACUCUGAGCGACGACUUUGCCGCAUGGCUGCCGGCCACUGGACAAUCGAAUUUAGAAAUGAAUGAUUUACGUCAGCAGCAGAUGGUAGCAGCGACAUCGUCAUCAGGAUCGGAAUCGGGAACAGCGGUAGAAUCAGCAGCCGCCACGUCUACAGCAGGAUCAGCCGGAGCAGCAGGUCGCCUCCAGCCCAACUCCAACCCAAAGUCAGUGGCAGCGAGCAGCACGAGCGAGGAGGAGCAGCGGGUUAGCUCCACGUCGUCGCCAGCACAGCGGGAUCAACAGCUGAAUGCGGAUCGGGAGCGGGAGCAAGAGCAGGAGCCACAGCAGCAGCGCGAGGAGGCACUGCAGCACCAGCACAACCAGCCUGGCCAUAUAACCAGCACCACAGCGUCGCCUCCGCCGACGCAACCACCGCCGACGCCGUGCGACGAUGCCCCAAGCACAACUGGAGCAUCUGCAUCGGUCAGCGCAGCAUCCGGAGAAGCAGCAGCAGGAACAGCAGGUGGAGCAAUGGCUGCCACGCCGCUCGAGGUAGAGGGCGAGGAGCGGGACGGACACAAGAUCAUCCUGAAGCUCUCCAAGCACGCCAACCCGAACUCAAACCCAAAUGAAUCUCAGUCGGGAGGCGACGAGAGGCGGGUGGAGCCCUUGCGCAUCCAGCUGCCUUGCGGUGGAGGUGGGGAAGGAGCCUUGGCCAAGCCGCAGGACGCCUUCGACGCGGACGCCUCCUCAUGCUCCUCGUCGUGCGCAGAGGACGAGGUGGUAAGCACACUCGGCCAACACCUGCGGAACACCCCGCACAUAGUGCCAAAGCUGACCAUCCGCGCAGCCAAUGAGAGGCGCGUGGGCAGCGUAGUGCCCAAGCUGACCAUUAAGUUGCCCGAGAACCCAGCUGCCUCCGGCUCCAGCUCAAACUCCGGAUCGUGCUCGUCGGCAGUGAGUGGCGCCCAGUCAGCGAUGCCCGCCAAGAACGACGCCCACUUGUCCAGCCUCUCGCCCGCCUCCGCCUCGUCCUCGUCUGCCUCGUCCUCCUCCUCAUCGUCAUCGUCGAGCUCUCUGGCGGAGAUGCAGACGGUGCCCAAGCUGAUGAUAAAGACAACGCUGGCCGGAAGCAGCUGUAUCAGCAGCAGCGAGGAGCAUCCGCACCAGCAGCAGCAGAUACCAAAGUUAACCAUCAAGACGGGCGGUGGCGGUCAGGAACAAUUACACACGGUCAUCAUGACGCACGACUUGAACAACGCCCAGAGCAUCCCCAAGCUCACGAUCAAGACCAAGUCCAUUGAGUUGCUCGAGGACGAUCCGGCGUCUAAGCUGGAACAGCUGCAGCCCCUGCCCAAGCUGACCAUCAAGAACUUAUGCUCGCCCAAGCACAAGGUACGUGCGGUGCUCGAGGAGAAGGUGCCAUCGGCGGCCUCUAAAUUGGCAGCCCCAAAACCAGCACCCAAUCCUACGCUCGCUCCGAUGACGAAUGGUGGCGAGUCAAACAGCAGCAGCCAGGAGUUCUGCGGCUUCUCCGACCCAGACGCAGAUCCAGCUGUUGCAGCGUCUGACGACGGACGUCGCAACUCGGACGACAUGGUAAUCGACGAUUCGCUGUCCAAGGAGCACGACCCCAAGAUGUUUCACAACCUCCCGCCCUUGGCCGCCAGCAACGGCAUUGCCAGCGGUGCUAACAAGGCCGGUAAGCCAGCCCAACCGCAGCACAACGUGGUGGACAUGGUGGACCUGACCUCGUCCCCGUCACCUGGGUCUUCGCCUGCCCAUGUGGCCAUGACGAUUUCACCGAGCAACCUGCUUUUUGAGUGUCUGCGGGUGCAAGCUGCAUCGGGUUUCACAACUGGUACGGGUGAAGGUGGCGUUGGCGCUCCAUCCUCGCCCAAUUCGAAUAUCUUGCUUAGCCAGCUGACGGCACCGGCCAAGAGCUUCUCUACUGCCACGCCCAAGAGCAAGUCUAGCAAGUAUCCGCAGCUAACGGAGCGUCUGAUGGCCAAUGGUGGCGGUACCGGUGGCGGAUCUGUUGUUGCGCCAGAGAUCGAACCUACCGUUGGUCAGCUGGUAUCCGCGAACUCCGCCCAGCCUAUCAUCGAGUCCAUCGAGAUUUUAGACACGCCUGAUGGCAGUCCAAGAGCCGAAUACAUGGACGACGACCAGCCCCCGUUGCUCAACAACCAUCACCAAACCAACCACCAGCAUACCGUGGCUCGUGGAGAGGAGCAGCAUAAAGAGGACCAGCAGCUUCAGGAAUUGGACAACAACAACGAGAACCACUUGAAGCGCACUAAUAGCGAGGUCAAUGAAUCUCCCAAUAGUGGCAUCCCUCCCAACAAACAGAGACGUCUGGAUAACGACGAGAAUGACCAGCAGACGCAGAAUUGCCAUGAUCCAGCAAGAAAGUGUAACGCCAGUCCCGGUGAAUCGGUGCAGGCGCUGCCGCCGUCGCAUCGCUCGCGCAAGCAGAAACACGAGCGAAUCCUCAAUACGGAUCUGGAAGAUGCUCUGUUUCCACCCACACAACAGCAGCAGGCAAUUUCCACGCCGGAUCAAAAUGGGGCCUUGUCUUCUGGGGCCGAGGUGGAGGAUCCAAAGGCUCAGGAUCCGCUGGAACAGCCGCCCACUCAACCCCCGCCUGUAGCCACGCCGGCGAGCACGGGCAAGAAACGGGGGCGGCCCAAACGGAUCCAGAACCAGAGCACAAGCGAGUCCGCCUUAUCCGGGGCCUUGGCCGCCGUUACCCCCAAGCCCGGUACUCCACAGGAGGAGACCAAUAGCGCUGUCAAGUCGCGACGCGUACAACUGCUACGCAAGCGACUGGCUAUUGACAUGGUUAGUCAGGAACAGGCGGACAUGACACAAAAAGGCCCUUCCGUGGGAGAGCAGAAUGCAAGGGUAGACGAUGAGCUAGCUGGCGCACUGGAGACGCCCAAGAGCCGUGAACACCGCCAGCUAAGGGCUACGCGGCGUACCACGACCCACAAUCCCAACCUGCAGCCCACACCCAAGUCCACACGGAAGCGCCAGAGCAAGGCCAGUGCUCAGCAUAGCCAGCUGCCGCCGCCAACGAUGGCUCACUUCGGAAGCCAUGAGACCGAGUCCAAUAACAAUAACAGCAGCAGCAUAACAUUCGCCCUGUCCGCGCAGAUCGACCUAACCAUGUGCUCGUCCAGCUCGUCGACCUCUUCCGGCGCUGCCGCCAACCAGCAGGUGAUCAGUGGUAGCGGCAGUAGCUCGAUGCUACCGCCCACGACGAUCCUGUCUUCGUCCGACCCGCUGCCCGAUGUCAUCUUUCAGCCGAAUGAUUUCUCCUCGAUCAUGGCCACCCAACAGCUCCGUUCACCGCGCCCCUCCAGCAUCAGCGGUGGCAGUGCCGGUGGCAGCCAACCAGAUUCGCUCGAUGAGGAUAACUAUAAUAGCGCGCUGGACAACUCCGGAGACGAAUCCGUAACGACGUUGCCGAUCCUUUCGAUGGCGACUCCGACGCGGGGACGGGGGCGUGGCCGGGGAUCCAGAGGUGGCGCUGGACGCAACAGCAACAGAGGCUCUUCUUCUGCAGAUCGAGGCGCCAGCGGAGGCACCGCCUCCACGACCCCGACCACGCAGCCUCGGGCGCCACGAAUGAGCCGUGGUGCUAGCGCCGUGGCCAAGGCCAUCGCCAUGAGUCGACCGCGCUGCGUGGGCGGCCUGAAGCACACGCCCGAUCCCGAGAGACUUAAAGGCUUGUUCAGUCCGUCGCCGCAAGUGUUUGAAGAGGACACGCGUAUGAGCGCAGAUCUAAGCAACAGUAAUCAGUCGAUGGCCAGCCUAAUGGAACCCCCGCUAACUCCGCAGAAGCAACCAGACUUCCUUAACAACGAGGAGUCGCAGUCGUCUAUGGUAAGCAAUGUAAGCAUGCUCGACUCGAAUCAGGGUCAGUCCGUCGACGCUAUUCUGGGUUCUGCGUUAAAACGUCCAAAGAAAAAGAAGAUGGAAAUUUGCGUGGCCGAAGACACGGACUACAGUGCCUCCAGCAUCGCAGAGUACGACUGGCCGCCCCCCAAAGGCUGUUGUCCCUCGAAGAACCGCGACACCUUUAUGAUUCAAGAGCAGGUGGCCCUUUACCUGGGCAUCACCAGCUUUAAGCGCAAGUACCCGGAUCUGCCACGGCGUGCCGUCGACAUGGAGGAGCGCAAUUGGUUGCAGGAGAAGGGGCUGGUCAGCGAGAGGAUGUGCGACCUAGGCAUAACCGCUGUGUGGGCCUCCGACAUCUUGGACAUCAUGUACGCGGACUUCUACGAUAAGUACGAAGAGUACAAGGAGUACAUUCGCCAAAAGCACUUGCGCGAAAUCGAGGCGAAGCAGAAGGCGCUGGGACUUACGGUCGGUGCCGGACGAGGUCUGCAAGCGCGUGACCGUGCCAUGCUCUCGGCCAGCAAGUGGAACGUUUAUUUCAACAAGACCCGUAAGGACGAGCGUCUAGCUUGCUUGGAUUUGCAGACGUUUACUAUGAAUCAGCCGCUGCAAAGGACGGCGCCCACCUUUACCCUCCUACAGCGCUCUAUUACGAAUCUGGUGCGGGCAGCAGCAGAGGCAGAGAACAUCCCGGCUCCACCCAGUCUUUUGCCACCCCGCGUUUACGAUGAGGCCUUUCGGCACUCAGACUACGCCUUUCCACUCACAGUGGUGCCAGACCAGUUCUCCUUGGCCUAUCGCCACUUUGAGCCCGCCGAGCUUCGAGCCUAUCCAUUGGACACAGCGCUGGACAAGCCGCCAACCGAGGUGGAGUCGCAGUUACUUCAGCGUAGGAACGAAGUUACUGGCGGAGAAGAAAAUGAAAUUUCUGCCUCCGUCAUCGUGGAUCUGGAACAAGAGCAGCCUGCGAACCAAAGCCAAACGGUGGCGGCGCCUAUUCGACGCAGCAGAAGAUCGACACGCCAGCAGACGGACAAGGUGCGCACGGCAAGCAACUCUAGUGUUUCGUCCGCCCUGUCGCUCUCAUCCGCGUCCAGCGGCAACGGUAGCAGUAGUGAUACGGACAGCGGCGAUGAAAGCGACUUUAGUAGCAGCUCGAGCUGCUGCAGUUCGACGGGUGCCUCGAGUGGAGCUGGCAGUGAGGACGAGGAUGGGAACGAGUCCAUGCCAUCGACCAGGCUGUCUAACUGUGGUGUCUGUCUGCGCAGCCAGCACCGCAAUGCUAGGGACAUGCCGGAGGCCUUUAUCCGCUGCUACAGCUGCCGGAGGCGAGUCCAUCCUAGUUGCAUUGAGAUGCCUCAGCGAAUGGUGGGUCGCGUGCAAAACUAUAACUGGCAGUGCGCCGGGUGCAAGUGCUGCAUCAAGUGCCGGAGUAGUCAGCGGCCAGGAAAGAUGCUCUAUUGCGAGCAAUGCGACCGAGGCUACCACAUUUACUGCCUAGGGCUGAGAUCGGUGCCAGAUGGACGCUGGAGCUGUGAACGCUGCUGUGUGUGCAUGCGAUGCGGAGCCACCCAGCCGGAGGGACUACCCCAGGUGGCCGCCCUAACUCAGGCAUCAGGAGGUCCUUCUCCCCACGGUGAGCGCUCAAAGGCGUUGCCGCGCAGCAAACGUCUGAAAUGGGUGCACGAGUACCGCCUCGACCACUUGACGAAGCUGCGCGAGCACGCUGCCAUGUUUUGCGUACCCUGUGCGCGAACCAAGCCCGCCAAGCGGCAGCCGGCGACAGUCGUGGCUGCAACAGUCCCUACCGUUUCGGAGACCAUGUCCAUGAGCACGGAUGCCAGUUCAAUACCGAGCCCAAGCCUGGCGACCAACGGAGGCCACGCUCUCUCGCCGGCGGCGGCAUUGAGUCCAAAGGCAGCUAUGCCCGUGGCAUCACUGCCACCUGUUCUGGAGGCGACGGUGGCGACCACAACCAUUGCGGGCACGAUGGGUAGGCGGCAGCCGGGAAAUGCUGUCAAUAUCACCACGAUGCAGUGCAGCAGCAGCUUCAGUGGGAACGGGGUUUCCGAGGACUCGGCGACUGUCACAACAACGGCCACAGCGGCAUCAGGAGCAACGGCUGCCACUCCCAUUGGCAUAGCUCCGCCGCCGGUUGUUGCCUGAGUGGGGGUCAUACGUUAUUGUGCCAAGCGCACUCUAACGGACUUAUAGUUAGCGCCGGACGCGCCACUCUUCCUCAAGCCCCCAGCGUGGUCGUGACCCCGCUGCCGCCAUCCCAAAAAUACGCAGAUGCAUAGUAUUAAUUAAUGCGACAGCAAGAGGAACCGGAUUGGAGAAAAAAAUAUUUAAGAAUUUUUUUUACUAUCAUUAUUUUUUAUUGUCAGUACAUCGCAUUGCGAUUGUUAUAUAUAUAGAUAUAUAUAUGUAAAUAUAUAUAUAUAUACACACAUGUUUGUUUAUAUAUAUCUACAUAUAUAUAUAUAUACGAAUAUUCCUAUUAUAGUUAUGUUACUUAACUUUGCUAAUGUUAACAACCCAACCACAUAAACACAACACACACACAUGACAAGCACCCAAAUCACCGAGUAGACCAUGUUAUGCUUAAGUCUUCUUUUACGUUUAAAGUUUAAAAACCUAGCACUAAGUCAGUUUCAUUUUGUUUCUAGAGAAUUCAUUUGACGCAUUUUAGUUCAAUUGCGCGCCUAUGCAAACAGAUUUCAGUUUUAACGACAGCUUUGUUUGUACUUUCGUGACCGUGUACUAAUCCUGGUGCACGUACUUGUCGUUGUCCACAUCUGUAGGCCUAACGUUUGGUAUUACUGUUCACUUUUGAAUCGAAAUAGUGUCUAUUUCUCAGCCUCUAAGUCUUAACCACUGUAUCUAUAUACUAUAUUUAUAUAUACACGCAAAAUGAGCCCCUUUUUGAUUUUAAAUGUCUUAUGCGCCGAAUUUUUUGAACAUGUAUAUGUCUGUAUUUAUAAGAACUACGGCCCGUAGUCCAUUUAAGUAGUUAAGCACAACCUAAGUAGUGUCUUCGUGUGCGGUAGCUGCUUGUUUUUUUUGUUUAGUCUUGCUAGACUCGUAAGAGGAUAAUUAUAUCUUCGUUUGAUAAAGAAUAGUAGGGAGCGAAGUUCUACUCUGUAAUUGUACGGUUAAGAAUGUAUUAUAAAUGUAAUUUAUGCUAACACAUACCCAACAAAGGAACCCACACACCCACACGCAAACA
This is a messenger RNA of Drosophila rhopaloa, 7699 nucleotides long. RefSeq names its product supporter of activation of yellow protein (gene e(y)3). The record is from RefSeq and is a predicted model, not a curated record. The transcript is spliced from 12 exons. Lineage: Eukaryota; Metazoa; Arthropoda; Insecta; Diptera; Drosophilidae. Bases 643 to 6636 code for a protein of 1997 amino acids.